Drosophila teissieri is the source of this 2601-nucleotide messenger RNA. RefSeq lists its product as uncharacterized. Gene Ontology annotation, cellular component: plasma membrane. Gene Ontology annotation, molecular function: protein binding. The record is from RefSeq and is a predicted model, not a curated record. Lineage: Eukaryota; Metazoa; Arthropoda; Insecta; Diptera; Drosophilidae. The transcript is spliced from 4 exons. Bases 904 to 2274 code for a protein of 456 amino acids.
AAAGAUGGCAUAUUUAGUAUGCGCGCUGCACUCGAAUGACAAAUAAUCCGAGACUCGCAGUGGUCAUUGCUGUGAGACACUAUCUGCGCCCCGUGAUCGGACACCCAACACUCUCGCUCUCGGUUGGAACUACCGGGGAGCGAAGAUCGGCGGAUCUCCCCCUGACCACCACCCGCUCUCGGAUGCUGAUCCAUUGUCUCGUCGACUUCGGUGGCUUAAUUGAACGCCAACAGUGUGAGCCCAGCGAGCGGUUUAUUAUUGUUCGACUCGGGUGCAGAGCACAGUGGGUCGCGCUGUAUUAAAAGCUUAUUAUAAAUUUGUAAUGAAAUGAGGUGGAACGUAUUCGUGGCAAUAUACCUUUGGUCAUUGGGCCUUCAAAAACAAAAUUAUUAUCUCCCAAUGCUUAAUCAAAAAGCCUUUUAACUAAAUCUAAACUUUCAUCUAAAAUCUAAUUUGGACCAGCAGAUUUAAAUUCAUCUACUUCUUUUUAACUUCUUAAUACUUGUUUGAAUAUUUUUAUUAAACUUUAACGGGAGACAAUGAUUUCUUAACUUAUUUGCUUUAUCGACGCGCAUCCAGGUGUUCCCAAUCCACCUACUGGCUAAUCUAAUUUUCGCCCCAUUUUCCCCUAUCCCAGGACACUGUGCAGCGCUGCUGAGUCACUUGGUGCUCUGCUUGCCACUUGCUCGGAUCGCUGGUGCCAAGUCAGCGUCCGCUGGCGGGGCAGUUGUCGUGCUGGACUCGCUGUGUGUUGAACGCUCUGGUUUUGAUUUCGAAUGCGUGGGAUCGGCUCUAUAUAGACUUGACUCGUCCGAUACCAAAAAAGCCACUAAUUGCCAUACUUCGAGUAUUCAAUUCAUUACUGCUGUUUGCGAUCAGUCUGCUCGGAGUGCCAGCCUCAGGAUGUGGUGGCUACUUCUUCUGCUGUCCCUAAUUGCGCCGUCGUGGCAGGAGAAUGCCACAGUGAUCACUCCCAGUUAUGUGACCAAGGCGGGCUGUGAGGCACUGGUCAAGGAGCCGAAUCUCUGCGAGUGCCAGGAGCAGGAGAUCAAGUGCGAAAACCUCCAGCUGCACAGUGACAAUGUGCAGCUGUACGGCAUUAGCUGCAGCAUUUUCGAUGCCAGGGGAUUCGGCUUUAUACCGCCUCUCAAGGUGGGCAAUAUCGGUUCACUGAUCGUCCAAAACUGCGCCAUUCCAAAUGCACAGAGCAUCAAGUACUUGCUCAGUAAGCUGGGUGUUAGCAACUACACCGAGCUGGAGAUAUUCAACUAUUUCGACCCCAAGAAAACCGAUCGCGGAGAGGUCCUGCAGCAGCAUUACACGGACCACGAGAGUCUCAAGAAGGUCUCCAUCAUUGGAUUCAAGUCUACGCUGCCUGAGAAUUUCUUGGAGAACCUGCCCGCACUUCAGCAGCUCUCCUUGAAGGGCAGCAGCGACUUACCCGGCAACAUUUUGCAUCCUUUGAAGAACCUAACCCACCUGGAAAUUGUGGUCAAGAACUUGGGCAAAGUGUCGGGCGCAAUAUUUGCCAAGCAGUCGAAGCUCAAGCAUCUGAUGAUCGACUGCGAUGCCAAGAACAGCAGUGUCGAAAUGUCCGCCUUCGGACCCCAGGAACUCUGGCACAUGACCGAGCUUCAGUCCAUCGAGCUCUUCAACUGCGGUGACAAUGUGCCAACCGAGCUGUUCUGGAUGUCGGAGCAGUUGGCAUACAUUGGAAUACGGAGCAACAUCAGCUAUUUGAGCAAGGACUUCCUCAAGGUGCAGAAGAAGCUGCUUACUCUGAGAUUGGAGAGGAACAAUAUCGCCAGGCUGCCCGAUCAGCUGUUCAGGAACACUCCUUUGAUCCUGGAGAUCCACUUGGCGUUCAAUAACUUGGAUCGCAUCCAAAGCGGCCUCUUUGACAAGUUGAAGAACCUGCAGGUGCUGAACCUAGAGCACAAUCCGAUAACCACCAUUGCCCUGAACGCCUUCACCCCCAUACCAACUGCCCACAUCUACGUGGGCAAGCUCUUCAAGGCGGCGAAGAAUAAUGCGGACUGGGCCCGAUCCACGAAUGCCACAAUCUGCGAGGAGGAGUAUAUCUACGGGGUGUGCAUCUACUGCAAGCGGGAUGAGUAUCUGGACCACUUUGCCGACUCGGAGAACUGCAACAAGCCGAAUCCGAAGGCGAAGGAUGUGCUGGCCAAGAAGGCCUACGAGAAUCAGCUGAAGGCGAUGCCCACGCACUCCUGGAAAAGGGCCAAGAAUGAUCCCGAGAAGGAGGAGCAGCCCUAAGUUCCGAACGCCUUGUUGGGAUUUUACGCAUCAGUACUAACUAGUUUAUGGAUUUAUGAAUAGCUUACUCCUGCAACUAUAAUGAGAUUAAAGUAGGCUGAAGCUGGGGAAAGCGGAAGCGACAGUGUAUCUACUUGUUGUUUUCCGAAUAACUUAAAAUUAAUACUCUCAUACAUGUUGAUCUGCUAAGUAUCUUCUGAAAAAUAACACGAUUUUAGACUAAAGUUUAAGAGUCUUCUAAUAGCUUGCCACACAAUGAUAUAACAAAGUCAUGAUUAAUUUCAACAAAUGCUAACUAUAUAUACCUUUGUAACUUAAUGUUUGCCG